UUUUUUUGUUUCUUUUGCUUCUAUCGUGAGUUCAUGAGUUCUUAGUGUAAUGCAUGAAAUGAUAUUUUUUAAUGUGAUCGAGUGGCGCCAUUAAAGUUAUUUUGUCUGCUCUGUAAUGGAGAUUUUUCCAGUAAAAGGGUAGUCUCUGUUACUGAGAGUGAGUUUGACCGGAGAAAUCACAAGGUUUUCUUGUGGAAUGUAUGUAUGGAAGGAAGGGAAAAUAUGAGUACCGGGGUAGCAGUUAUGGGGGCAGAUGCCCCUCCCAACUUCCACGUAGCUGCAAGAACAGAGAACCCUAGUUCAGUUGUUGCUGCUGCAGCAGCAGCAACUCCAGUUGGAACGUCACAGGUAAGUACGGUGAAGAAGAAGAGAGGUAGGCCCCGAAAAUAUGGUCCAGAAGGAACUAUGUCUAUGGCAUUAUCACCAAUGCCGAUUUCUUCUUCUGCGCCGGCACCAGCACCGCCAGCACAACCAGCACUACCAGCACCACAACCAACUGGCGAGUUCUCCGGUAGCAACAAGCGGGGUAGAGGGCGGCCUGGUUAUUUGAAGCAACUGCCUCAUCCGAGAACGGAGAUGGAAAAUAUGGGUGAUUGGGUGUCAUGCUCUGUUGGGGCAAACUUUACACCCCAUGUGAUCACUGUUGCUACUGGCGAGGACGUUACAACGAAGGUUAUAUCAUUUGCUCAGCAAGGGCCUCGAGCCAUUUGCAUUCUUUCAGCAAAUGGUUUGAUUUCAAAUGUCACUCUUCGUCAGCCUGAUUCUUCUGGGGGUUCUUUGACGUAUGAGGGUCGAUUUGAGAUACUUUCAUUAUCUGGAUCGUUCAUGCCUUCUGAAAUUGGAGGAACUAAGAGCAGAUCUGGUGGGAUGAGUGUCUCAUUAGCAAGUCCAGAUGGUCGUGUUGUAGGGGGGGGAGUUGGUGGUGUACUAGUUGCUGCCAGCCCAGUACUGGUUGUGGUGGGCAGCUUUGUGCCAAGCACUCAACAUGAACUGAAGACAAAGAAAUCAAAGACAGAUGCCGCAUCCGCUGGUACACCAACCGCUGGCAUGCCGAAUUCUAAUGCAGAGUUGGAGGACAGCUAUAGUGGCCAAGGGCAGCGUACCUCAACUCCUAAGUCUAAUAUUGCUAGUACUUCAUUCCGAGGAGACAACUGGGCAACAAUGCACUCCAUGCAGGAUUCAAGGAAUUCUGCAACUGACAUCAACAUUUCUUUACCUUAAGGAUAAUCCAAAAAUCCGCAUACUAUAGAGUCUUUCUCUCUGAAGUUUCUUACUGACCAGAUUCAAACUCUGAUUUUGGUUGUGUAAAACUUCCAACCCAUCCUGUUUUUGAGUUGCUUUGUAAACUCAUUUGAGUAUUUAUCAGAUAUAGAACUUCUGAUAAGGAUAGUGGUUAGGUAGGCCUCAAUCUCAGUUGCUGUGGUCAUGUAUCUUUUUUGUUUGGUUCCCUUUGUAGAAUAUUUUAUAGAAUAUUUAAUGGAUAGCUGUUGUUUGCCAUUA
This is a messenger RNA of Telopea speciosissima, 1500 nucleotides long. RefSeq names its product AT-hook motif nuclear-localized protein 1-like. The record is from RefSeq and is a predicted model, not a curated record. The transcript has 6 exons. Gene Ontology annotation, molecular function: minor groove of adenine-thymine-rich DNA binding. Lineage: Eukaryota; Viridiplantae; Streptophyta; Magnoliopsida; Proteales; Proteaceae. The coding region runs from base 205 to 1221 and encodes 338 amino acids.